Pichia membranifaciens NRRL Y-2026 is the source of this 1515-nucleotide messenger RNA. RefSeq lists its product as hypothetical. The record is from RefSeq and is a predicted model, not a curated record. Bases 1 to 1515 code for a protein of 504 amino acids. Gene Ontology annotation, biological process: transmembrane transport. The transcript has a single exon. Lineage: Eukaryota; Fungi; Ascomycota; Pichiomycetes; Pichiales; Pichiaceae. Gene Ontology annotation, molecular function: transmembrane transporter activity.
AUGGCGAAAACUGCUGAAAAAAAUGAUAGUGAAGGUCAGAGUCAAGUCGAAAUUUAUUUAACGGAUAGUGGGUCAAAUGAUUACGACAACGAUUUAAAAGUUGACGAAGAUGGGUUUGUAACAUUUAAAGAGAAUUCUCCGACAAAGGCAAGAAACUGGAGUUUCAAAACUAAAAUCUUGUACACAAUACUCUACAGUUUUGUUACUUUUGCAGCCCAGUUCAAUUCGACUACGACGUCAUCUGGCGAUUUUUUCAAAGAAAUGGAAAGUAAUUAUCACCUCGGUAGAGAAGCUUCGGUGCUUACGAUAUCUCUUUACAUCUUUGGUAUUGCAUUUGGACCCAUGGUUUUUGCACCACUUUCAGAAGUUUAUGGGAGAAAAGCAGGUGUGUUGAUUCCGUUUUUCAUUUCUUGCAUGCUCACUUUUGUGACGUCAAUCUGUUAUAAUGUUCCGUCUAUCAUGAUUUGCAGGUUUUUUGCAGGGUUUUUUGCUGGUGCCCCCAUUGUGUCUGCGGGGGGAGUCAUGGCGGACCUAUGGGAUCCUUCAUUUCGUGGAGUGGCCUUUGCAUUAUACGCCUGUUUUGUAUCCAAUGGUGCUUCCUUUGGCCCGGUGAUCUGUUCCUUGUUGAUAAAUAGUAAUUCCAGCAGGGAGUCUUGGAGAAUCGCUCAGUGGUUUAUUGGACUCUGUGAUCUGGUGUUGUUUUUGCUCAUGUAUAUCUUCACGAAUGAGACUUAUGAUCCAGUCAUUCUACAGCGCAUUGUGAGGGUUGAAAGAAUAAAGACAGGAAAUUGGAUCUUACAUACCAAACUCGAUACUUUGCACUUGGAUUGGCGGAAACUUUUAACUUCACAAGUGAUACGUCCUUUUGUGAUGCUUACGAUACCCAUCGUGUUCAUUAUGGCUCUGUUUGCAAGCUAUGUUUAUGGACUUUUCUACUUGAUGGUUACCAACAUAUCCACAGCUUUUGAGCUCACAAAACAGUGGGAAGGCACUAAGACUGAAGUACCAAAUGUCUCUCUAUUUUUGGGGGUAUUUUUAGGGUGUAUUGGGAACAUGCUAUGGGCAUUGAGAUAUUCUAAAGUUGUUGGCAAAAAUGAUGGUAAGGCAAUACCGGAACAACGUUUACCUAUUAUGAUGAUGCUUGGCUGGAUGAUGCCGGCAGGAAUUUUCAUCUUUGGUUGGACGUUAUAUAACGACAUACACUGGGUGGUACCCUGUUUGGGAAUACUUAUGAUGGGUGCAGGUUUCAUUACUAUCUUUCAGGGGUGUUUGAAUUAUUUGGUUGAUUUUUAUCCUACAUAUGCUGCUUCUGCGAUUGCUGCCAAUACAUUUCUAAGAUCCACUUUUGCAGCCGUGUUCCCACUGUUUGCUAGACAAUUGUUUGUAAACUUGGGAGUUCAUUGGGGUUCAUCAUUGAUCGGAUUCAUUGCACUAGGGAUGAUUCCCAUUCCAUAUGUUUUUUAUGUGUUUGGGGAGAGAAUAAGAUUAAGAAAAUUAGACGUACUGGCAGGGUGA